This is a messenger RNA of Oryzias latipes (Japanese medaka), 1437 nucleotides long. RefSeq names its product lysine (K)-specific demethylase 8 (gene kdm8). The record is from RefSeq and is a predicted model, not a curated record. Gene Ontology annotation, molecular function: histone H3K36 demethylase activity. Gene Ontology annotation, cellular component: nucleus. Lineage: Eukaryota; Metazoa; Chordata; Actinopteri; Beloniformes; Adrianichthyidae.
UCCCUCCGGUGGGGUUUUGUCUGCCCACCGGCAGCGGAUUUUUGUUUUGCACCUUCGUUAGCUGUCAAACCUCUUUUUUAAAUUAAAAGUAAUAAUGAUAAAAUAAAAGAUCUGAUAAACAGUUUAAAAUCUGGAUGUGGAAGAACAGAAAGACACUCUUCUGAUCGAUGUCGUCUCUUGGGUCAAAAAUCCUCUCCACUCUGCCGGCUGAUGAGGAACAGUUCCCUCUGCAGUUCAGCGACAAAGUAGACCCAAGCGUGGUGGAAGUACUGAGGCGCUGUCGGAAGCAGUUGUACGGUAACGCGACGUGCGCCAGCCAGGGGCUCAACGCCCAGAUCAUUCUAGACAUUUCAUGGGAAAGAUUGAACACAGGGACGUGGCGCCACGUGGACAAGGAAUGGAGACGGGUUUACUCGUAUGGCUGCCUCUUCAAAGUGGCCGCACUGUGCCGAGAAAAUCCAUCACAACAGGAGAUCCUGGAGGCCGUCAGGACUUGUGACAUGGGUUUACUGAUGGGUGCGGCCAUCAUGGAUGACAUACUCCAGGUUCUUGUUCGAAUUCUGCAAAAUGAAAUAAGCGAAACCAGUAAAGACGAGGAGAAAAGUGUAGAAGUUGUUGCUAAGAAAUUAAAGACUGAGGGCCCCCGCAGUCCUUCAAUCAGAGAAGAGAAGGCAGUGCCCAGGAUCAAGUGUCCUUCCCUGGAAAGCUUCAGCACAAACUACCUGCUUCCCCUCAAACCGGUGAUUUUAGAAGGAAUCAUUGACCACUGGCCCGCUCUCAACAACCACCCCUGGAGCAUAGAGUACCUGAGGUCUGUGGCCGGUUUCCGGACCGUUCCUGUCGAGGUGGGGUCUAGAUAUACCGACGAAAACUGGUCGCAAACUCUCCUUACUGUCAAUGAGUUUAUCGACAGGUACAUUUUGAAUGAAAUCUCCCAGGAUGGCGGUAAAAGUCGGGGUUAUCUUGCUCAGCACCAACUUUUUGAUCAGAUACCAGAGUUGAAGGAAGACAUUCGCAUCCCAGAUUACUGCUGUCUGGGUGAAGGAGAUGAGGAUGACAUCACCAUAAAUGCAUGGUUUGGACCUGCAGGCACUGUGUCUCCGCUACACCAGGAUCCCCAGCAGAACUUCCUGGCUCAGGUGGUUGGAAGCAAGUACAUCCGUCUGUUUUCCCCUGAAGACACGGACAAGCUCUACCCGCAUCAGUCGCAGCUUCUUCACAAUACCAGUCAGGUGGAGGUGGAGAAUCCCAAUGCUGAGCUUUUUCCGGAGUUUUCCAAAGCUCCGUAUCUGGAAUGUGUUCUGGAGCCAGGAGACGUGCUGUUCAUCCCUGUCAAACACUGGCACUAUGUCCGAUCCCUGCAAGUCAGCUUUUCUGUCAGCUUCUGGUGGUCUUGACGACAGAUUUCCAAUAAAAAUAUGAUCUGGACAACUGACA